Molecule: messenger RNA, 489 nt
Organism: Paramecium sonneborni
Lineage: Eukaryota; Ciliophora; Oligohymenophorea; Peniculida; Parameciidae
Source: the annotation of a GenBank genome assembly
AUGAAUAAUAUAAUUUAGGAAUAUUUAGAGGAUGAUUUUCGCAACUUUUUAUAAAUCAUUCAGAUUUAAAAUUUGAAGAUAUAUAUAAUUAAAGAAUUAAUGAAUAUGAAUAAAAAAUCAGUAUAAUUCCUGAUCUUCUCAAUUAUGAUGGAUUUCUUUAAAAAGAAUUUGAAUUUGAUUAAUUUGGUAGAAAAUUUAGUAUUUUUUGGUUGGGCUAAGUAUUAUAAUUAAAAUGCUUAUUUAUUAAAAUAGUAUUUAUUAGUUAGAUUAACAAUUUUUAAAGACUAUUAGAUCAAGCUAAUAAUGGUGAUGCAAUAUUAAAAAUUGUAGCAAAUCUGGAUUUAUCAGAAAGCUAGUAUUAUGGAUAAGAUGUAACAUGUCAUCAUUAUUGGAUGCCAUUUCCUUAUUAGUUAUCUAGGUUAGGAAAUGAUUAAAUCAGAUUAAGAAAAAAUUUACCAUAUUAAGAAUUAUUAGCUAAAUGGCAUUUGA